CGCCAAGAUGGCAGGCAAGCGAAAGUAACACUAUGGUCAUGAAGGCUUGUCAAAAAAGAUUCAGAUUUUAAUAUUACUGCUAUAAAAUGUUUUUUAUCGUUGCUUAAUCUCGAUCAAAUUUCUAUAUUUAUUGUUUUGGAGUUGAUUAAAACCAGAGUUUAAUUGAAAAUGGAGUCUGAUUCAGCACUGCACGACGAAGUUCACGAUGGCGCGGAAGACUCUCCCUUGGAGGAAGCACAAGCGACCGACGCAAAUGCCGACUACUCUGAAGACAAUGUUACUAGCCAGGAUUCGGAAGCUGCCACUACCGAAGAAUCGGCUACAAAUGGUGCCGCUCCAACUAGCAGUAGUGAUGCCUUGGAAGAGCCUGAAUCUGCCGUUGGUGAAGCAGAAGAUGACAUCCAAGAUAAUGAUGAAGCGAGUGCUGAGGCAGAGCCAGAGGAAAUGGAUAUUGAUGAUACAGCUACAGGAACUGUAACAGAUGGGCCGGUUUACAUUGGGGAUAACUGCUUGUCUACACCUGCGGCAACAGAUGAUGGCUCUCCCCAAGAUGAUGAACAUCAAAUGGACUCCCUGAAAGACCAAGGUGCGGAUGAGCUUGAGGGAACCGAGGCUCAAGAGGAAUCUCCGGAUCAGUCGAUAAGCUCAGCCACUCCAAUUGAGGGUGGAGUUGGGGAUGGAGAGGGGGAUGGUGACGGUGCACAAAUGGUGCAAGAUGAUGAGUCCAGCACUAUGGAUGAAGACAUGGGAGCUUGUGAAGGUGUUGCCAGCAGUGAUGACGUCAAUGACAUCAGCAGUGCUGCCCAGGAUGCAUUGAGUACAGGGAUAAGCUCAAGCACUGCCGAAGGUGGAUCGGACAUAACUAGCAGUGGACAGACAGAGGCAGCACUCAUAUCCUCUACAGCUAAUGGGCCAGCUGGGCUACUCCACUCUUUCUCCAUUGCGGCUCAACAGGCGCAUGCCAAUGAGUUCGGCGAUGCGGACACGUCGGAGAUGGAGGGAGCUGCGGACACGAUGCCGUCGGUCAGCGAGUCUAUGCCACUGCUGACGAUGGCCUCGAACGGCGCCGCGCUGCUCUCUCCCGGCUUGAUGCAAGGGGAAGAGGGCGGAGCAGGCGUGUCGUCGUCUCAGGCGGCGGAGAGCGCGGCGGCGGCGGGCGCGAGCGAGGGCGAGGGCGCCGUCAGCAGCUCGGUGGCCGGAAACAACGGCACGCCGCCGCUGCGGCCCGCCGACGCCGCGCACGCGCUCGCCACGCUGGCCAGCGCCGCGCUGCACCACCACGAACAGAAUGAAGCCGAUGAGCCGAAACAAAUAAACGACGAAGAUGCUUGGUUCACAGUGGGAAUCGUCAAAGGAACCACGUUUACGGUUCAAAACUAUUUGUCGGAUCCAAACGUGGACCUGUCCAACUUGUCGCUGGACAACUUGCCCGACCUGUCGGGUCUGCCGACGACGCCUCUCGAGCACGGCACCGCCUACAAGUUCCGACUCGCGGCCAUCAACUCGUGCGGCAGGGGAGAAUUUAGUGAAGAAAGCGCAUUCAAGACCUGUUUACCGGGUUUCCCCGGGGCGCCGUCUGCUAUAAAGAUCUCCAAGUCCGUGGAGGGCGCUCACCUGUCGUGGGAGCCUCCACAAGUGGCCGCCGAGGGCAUAUUCGAGUACUCCGUCUAUCUGGCAGUGCGCUCCAAUACUCAACCUAAGGAGGCGUCGAAGUCGCAACUGGCAUUCGUGCGCGUGUACUGCGGCAAGGCGAACACGUGCGUGGUGCCGCAGUCCUCGCUGAGCGCGGCGCACGUGGACUCCUCCACCAAGCCCGCUAUCAUCUUCCGCAUCGCCGCGCGCAACGAGAAGGGCUACGGCCCCGCCACGCAAGUCAGGUGGCUGCAAGAUAUGAAAUCAACGGGAGUAAAAAGGUCAGGCGAGGGCCGGUUACCCGGCGCGUCGCCAUCCAAACAGCCUAAACAAAUAAUGCACUGAACGGAGUUCCGAGUGACAUAAUCAAAGUAUCCCUAGAUUUAAGUAGUUAUAUGUACAGACUGAGUGAAUAUUGUUCGAUCCUCGCGCAUUAUCAAUGUAAUUAAUAGGCCUUUUCCAAACCUACAAUCUCUAUUUUAAAUCAUAAUAGCUCUUGAGGUUCUAUUUUUUUUAUGUGGUACACCAUUCCUUGCUAUUAUGCUAAUAGUGUCUUCAAAGUAAGGCGUAAUAAAAUAAGUUAAUGUAUUCGACUUUUUACUUUAGAUUAGUUUGACUGUUUAUAUCUGCAGUGCAAAUUACAUGACUACGAAUACAUGGUUUAUGUGUAUUCUAUGAAUAUGAUGUAAUAUCGUUUAUCUGUGUGGUGUGGCUAAAAUAAAAUAAAAAUAAAACAUCAUUAUCUCUUAUAGAUCUAUCACAUUCGUGCUCAUCUAGUGUGAUUACGAUUACCGAGGCUAAACAAUUAUAGUCUGUUUUUUAAGGAUCUAAAAGGUACGUAAACCAAAUAACCACAUGACUCGUUCAUUGCGCCUAUAAGUAGUAAUUUACGGUAUUAUAUCACUGGUUGAAUGGCAGUCAUCUUGUCUCUUUGAUUGCAUGACCAAAACAUUCUUGAGAGGAAAGGACGUCAUAUCAUGCAUUAAAUGAUUAAUGAUAUGGUGACAAAAACAUCAUAGCCCUCCUGGCCUGCUACUCGUAACACACGCUUAUCUAAAAUUCCAACGAAGUAUCCGAAGUGUCAUAGUUAUCUGCUGAGCAACAUGUGUUUCUGAUAUAAAUCUAAUUAUUUGCAAGUACAAUUAAUACAUAGUGUCAAAGUUGUCGCUUCCCGUACCGUCAUAAUGGACUUAUUCGGAACUGAGAAUCAUAACUAGUAACAGUAGGGUAAAAGCCCGAAUCAAAGAGUUAUUUAUUAUACGGUGGACAACAAUUUUAAGUACAAUCAACAAUCUUUACCCCUGUACAUGUUUCACUAUCUACAUAAUAUUCAGCAUUAAGAAGAGUAAAAUUACACCUGUUCAAAAUAAUAUUUGUUUGAUUUAAACUUAUUUAUAUAUGUAUACAACAUGUGACUGAGAAGGCAUAGGACUACGGUUAUAAAAAGAUCUAUACGUGGUAACUGGUAAUCUUAUAAUAAAAUCACACGCUCUCAAACGCCAGUUAGUAUUUCAAAUUCUAGAUCAAUAACUAUGUAAAAUUUAUUACAUAAAUAUAGUACAGCUUUAAAUGUUCGAUCCUUUAUUUAAAUAAGUAGUAUACAAUUGGAUGUAUUCGAAAUAAAAUAUACCGGAAAUUUAAUCGCAUUGUAGAUUUUGUUCAGACAUGUUUUUAUCUGCAGAUAAUAAAGUUAUUUUUCCAAGUUU
Molecule: messenger RNA, 3338 nt
Organism: Cydia fagiglandana
Lineage: Eukaryota; Metazoa; Arthropoda; Insecta; Lepidoptera; Tortricidae
Product: host cell factor-like
Exons: 13
Coding region: 169-1977 (602 amino acids)
Biological process (GO): regulation of DNA-templated transcription; chromatin remodeling
Cellular component (GO): histone methyltransferase complex
Molecular function (GO): protein binding; transcription coactivator activity
Source: RefSeq, a predicted model, not a curated record